AUGGAAUCUAAUGGAUUAGUUUCAUCGACGGAUAAAAUCGGCGGCGUAAGUAACUUGGAGAAGUUUUUGUGCGAGCGAUUGGUGGAUCAGUCGCAGCCGAUCUCGGAGCGAUUUAGAGCUCUCUUCUCUCUUCGAAAUUUGAAAGGCCCAGGACCUCGCAACGCUCUGAUUCUCGCGUCCAGAGACUCAUCUAAUUUGUUAGCACAUGAAGCUGCAUUUGCAUUGGGUCAGAUGCAAGAUGCUGAAGCAAUUCCUGCUCUAGAGUCAGUUCUUAAUGAUAUGUCUUUGCAUCCAAUAGCAGCAGAAGCUCUCGGGGCCAUUGGUUUAGCGGGUAAUGCUGAUAUUUUAAAGAAAAGCCUGAUCAUGGAUCCGGCUCAGGAGGUUCGGGAAACAUGUGAAUUAGCUCUCAAAAGGAUUGAAGAGUUGAGCAAUGUUGAUGCCGAGAACCAGUCAUCCACGACAGAGAAAUCGCCUUUCAUGUCUGUUGACCCAGCUGCUCCAGCCGCUGCUUUCACUUCUGUCCAUAACUUGAGGCAAAUUCUUCUGGAUGAAACAAAAGGCAUGUAUGAGAGAUAUGCUGCACUUUUCGCUCUGAGGAAUCAUGGUGGAGAGGAAGCUGUUUCUGCCAUAGUUGAUUCUUUGAGUGCUAAUAGUGCCCUUCUACGUCACGAGGUAGCUUAUGUCUUGGGCCAAUUGCAAAACAAAGCUGCUUUAGCUACUCUAAGCAAAAUACUGAGAGAUGUGAACGAGCACCCGAUGGUUAGACAUGAGGCUGCAGAAGCACUUGGUUCUAUUGCAGAUGAGCAGAGCAUUGCAUUGCUACAAGAAUUCUCAAGGGACCCUGAGCCAAUUGUAUCACAAAGCUGUGAAGUUGCAUUGAGUAUGUUAGAAUUUGAAAAUUCCGGAAAAUCUUUCGAGUUCUUUUUCACUCAAGACCCGCUUGUCCACUAA
This is a messenger RNA of Arabis nemorensis, 951 nucleotides long. NCBI's taxonomy places the organism in Eukaryota, Viridiplantae, Streptophyta, Magnoliopsida, Brassicales, Brassicaceae. The record is from the annotation of a GenBank genome assembly.